Molecule: messenger RNA, 874 nt
Organism: Lactuca sativa (garden lettuce)
Lineage: Eukaryota; Viridiplantae; Streptophyta; Magnoliopsida; Asterales; Asteraceae
Product: Ribosomal protein S10p/S20e family protein
Biological process (GO): translation
Cellular component (GO): ribosome
Molecular function (GO): structural constituent of ribosome; RNA binding
Source: RefSeq, a predicted model, not a curated record
UUAUCUCACUCCUUCCUCAAACUUUUGUGGAUAACCCUCAGUCGGGCAGACCAUCAGAAAAGUUUCUCAGAGCCAAAACAUUAGUACACCGGUUAUAGUUGCAGAUUAACUGUAGAAUUUUUCAAAAACCCCACUCAGAAAUGGCAAUUUCAUCAUCUCUAGUCGCAACCUUGUUUCCAUUAUGCAAUUCUUCCUCAAUGUCUACUACACCUAAGCUUUCUGCUUCGCUUUUCAUUCCAAAUGGUUCAUCGACCUCCAGGAUUCAGUUCCAGUCACCUCGUUUAUCUACAACCAGAGUCUUCGCAGCUCCUGAAGCUUUGGAACAAACCCUUCAGACUGAGGAUCCUGAAUCUUCGACGGUGAUUGUGGGGUCUGAUUCCGAAAAGCUUGCACCAAAACAGAAAAUAAGGAUUAAACUGAGGUCUUAUUGGGUACCUUUAAUCGAGGAUUCAUGCAAGCAAAUCAUGGAUGCUGCUAGAACAACAAACGCAAAGACCAUGGGCCCUGUUCCAUUGCCAACCAAGAAGAGAAUAUACUGUGUGCUUAAAUCUCCUCAUGUUCACAAAGAUGCAAGAUUUCAUUUUGAGAUCAGAACCCAUCAACGGUUGAUUGACAUUCUACACCCAACUGCACAAACCAUUGACUCUUUGAUGCAGCUUGAUCUUCCAGCUGGUGUUGAUGUUGAGGUUAAGCUUUAGAAACGUAUUUAGAGUUCCUUUUUGCUGCUAAGUGCUUCUAAUUGACACUUUUUGUAUCGUAAAUUUGUUACUUGUAUCAAAGUGAUGAUGUUUGGUAAAAUAUUUCGUUGGUUGGACUGAAUUAUUGUAAAAUUCCCAAGUCACAAUUAUAUUUUACCAUGUGUUGUCAUGUUUAA